This is a messenger RNA of Necator americanus (New World hookworm), 303 nucleotides long. RefSeq lists its product as uncharacterized. The transcript is spliced from 2 exons. The record is from RefSeq and is a predicted model, not a curated record. Lineage: Eukaryota; Metazoa; Nematoda; Chromadorea; Rhabditida; Ancylostomatidae. Bases 1 to 303 code for a protein of 100 amino acids.
AUGGUUUCAUCCGGCGAAUUCAGAAGGAAAUUCCGCCAACGUGUGUCGGUUCAUGUUGGAGUACGGACCAAGAAGGAACCUUGCGACGUUGAUUCCUUCACAAAGUACAUCCAGUACGCUGCAAGGAAAACACUUCCGCAUCAAAUGCUGCAGAAGAGCUUUGCGUUUGCAUCUGCAAAGACAAGAUCCGCGCACUACCCUGUAAGUGUGGCCCGCAGCGCUUGUGAUUUCAAGGAAGAAGAUCGUCUGAGAAAGAACUUGCGUCGUCAACUGCAACAAGACCACGAUAACGAGUGGACGUAA